UAAACUCAAUCAAUUCUAGUAUUUUAUCUCUAUCUCUGUCUCUGUGUGUGUGUGGAGCGACCAAUGGCAGCUAAAGCGUUAUCGUCCCCUCCACACCCACAGCUAAACCCAAAUCCUCACAGUUAUCCAUCAUCUCGUCCUCUGAAAAUACUCCAAGUCAAAGCCACGAGAGAUGUAACCCAGAAGCAGAAGCAGCCAUGGCGGCUGCUGAGUCAAGUUUCCUCAAGAACAAGAGCCAACAAGAAGAGACAGCUGCAGGUUGUUGGUGCCUUGAGCUCCUCCCUUCACGACUGCGAGUCCCUUGUUACUUCCUCUCUACUAGUCUUACUGCAGGAACCACCAUCAUCUUCAUCAUCAUCAUUGUUUGUGGUUGCUGCAGACAGCGUGGGUUAUUCCUUGGCCAGUUACUACACUUCCUUGGGUCUCUUCGUCCUCUCUGUUCCAGGCCUUUGGUCCCUCAUCAAACGUUCUGUUAAAUCCAAGGUUGUGCAGAAGACAUUUAUAGGUGAAGAGAAGAAGGCACCGAGUCAGGUCGCAGGUGAAAUUUUGUCAUUCUUCACUCGCAACAAUUUUGUGGUCACUGAUAGAGGAGAGACAAUCACGUUUGAAGGCAUGAUGGUUCCAAGUCGAGGCCAAGCUGCAUUGCUUACUUUCUGCACCUGCAUCAGCCUGGCAAGCGUAGCUCUUGUCCUUACAAUAACUGUUCCAGAUGUCGGCAAUAAUUGGUUUUGGAUCAUCACCUUAAGUCCCUUGGCGGGAGCAUAUUACUGGAAACGGGCAUCCAGAAAGGAGCAGAUCAAGGUCAAAAUGAUGGUCAUAGAUGAAGACGGUGCACAGUCAGAGAUCAUCGUUCAAGGGGAUGACCAGCAAGUAGAGCAAAUGAGAAAGGAGCUUCAACUCAGUGAGAAAGGCAUGGUGUAUGUUAAGGGCAUAUUCGAGAGAUAAUAACCGUGUGGCUCAGGCUCGGGCUCAGAGAGGGAGACUACUACUAGAAAGGAAAUGAGGCUCUUCUUCUAUUGGCUUGGAUCCUAAUUUAAAGAUUUUAAGAUGUAUACACAAUCAUAAUAUUUGACCAAUUAUAUAGCUGUGAGCUACUACUAUUAGAUUGAUUCAGUUGGAUUACAAA
Molecule: messenger RNA, 1126 nt
Organism: Prunus avium (sweet cherry)
Lineage: Eukaryota; Viridiplantae; Streptophyta; Magnoliopsida; Rosales; Rosaceae
Gene: CCB1
Product: cofactor assembly of complex C
Source: RefSeq, a predicted model, not a curated record